This is a messenger RNA of Electrophorus electricus (electric eel), 1753 nucleotides long. It is a transcript of the gene mmp23ba, whose product is annotated as matrix metallopeptidase 23ba. Lineage: Eukaryota; Metazoa; Chordata; Actinopteri; Gymnotiformes; Gymnotidae. The record is from RefSeq and is a predicted model, not a curated record. Gene Ontology annotation, cellular component: extracellular matrix. Gene Ontology annotation, biological process: extracellular matrix organization; proteolysis; collagen catabolic process. Gene Ontology annotation, molecular function: zinc ion binding; metalloendopeptidase activity.
CGUGACCGCCACUCAUUUCGGACCGUGGCAGACCGGAGAUUUCGCUCUCCCUACCUGCAUCCCUAAAUUUAACAUUGCACACAGGCUGUCGGUCAAAUUCCUAACCCCGAUGGAACGCCAGUAAAUCAAAGGGUAAUAAAUGGUGGAGAAAGUAAAUAAAUAUUCGCUUCGGUUAAAAAUUUGGACGGCGACAUUGCAACCAUGGUGUGCCAGACAAGUAUGCGAAAAGAAGAGUGCGCUGGGGUUGUUCUUGCGGCGGCGGUGAUCGGCGUCUUCUUAACGGUGAUGCACGAAGCCACAGCUUUUCCUACUUGGAGAUUUGAGGAAGAAGCGGACAUGUCUGGUGUUUUGAUCAUUGGAAUUCGCAAAGAUGCCCGGUCCCAUGCGCUUCACCUGUCCAGGAACAAGCGCUACACCCUGACACCGGAGAAGCUUAAAUGGGACAACUUCAAGCUGACAUACAAGCUGCUGUCGUUCCCGAGGAACCUGCUGAACGCCAGCGACACACGCAGGGGCAUCGCCAAAGCCUUCGCCAUGUGGAGCGACGUGUCGCCGUUCAGCUUCAGAGAGGUGCCUGCCGACCAGGACGCCGACAUCCAAAUCGGCUUCUACUCUGUAAACCAUACAGACUGCCUGCAGUCCUACCUGCAUCACUGCUUUGACGGCAUCACCGGUGAGCUGGCCCACGCCUUCUUCCCCACGACCGGAGAGAUCCACUUCGAUGAUGAUGAGUACUGGAUUCUGGGGAACAUGCGUUUCAGCUGGAAGAAAGGCGUAUGGCUGACUGACCUGGUGCACGUAGCAGCUCAUGAGGUUGGACAUGCACUGGGUCUGAUGCACUCCCAGAACCCCACAGCCAUAAUGCACCUCAACGCCACGCUGACAGGCCGCAAGCUAAUAACCCAAGACGACGUCUGGGGCCUACAACGGCUCUACGGAUGUCUGGAUAGGUUAUUCAUCUGUCCUGCUUGGGCUAGGAAAGGCUACUGCGAAAGCAAACGGAGACUCAUGCAGAAGCACUGUCCCUACAGCUGCGACUUCUGCUACGCAUUUCCCUUUCCCACUGUCGCGCCGACACCAAAGCCACCACGGACCAAACAAAAGCUUGUCGCCGAAGGAAAGAAACUCACCUUCCGCUGUGGGAAGAAAAUCGCUGCAAAGCGAGGCAAAGUGUACUGGUACAAAGACGAUGAGCUGCUAGAAGUUUCGCACCCGGGCUACAUCUCCCUGAAGGACGACCACCUUAGCCUUGUGGCGAACGCCAUCAACGAGGGUACGUACACCUGCAUCGUGAGGAAGAAGAACAAGGUUUUGACGAACUAUUCGUGGAAGGUGCGCGUGCGCUUCUGAGGGCCGCGGUGCGCUCUGGAGUGCACUACAGCACAGAUGCUAGUCGAGCGACGUGAGGAAACACGGGGAAGACCAGAAAGUGGCUCCACACACCCCCACACCCCAACACUGCCUUCUCUCUGCCUUCUCUCUGCCUCCGUAUACCCCUGAUCUAAUGAGCUCUGCCGUCCUGGGAACGAGUGCCGUGCGGAACAGCGGGCAGCGCUGACGAGAUGGAGAAGAGGCAGAUCCAUGAUGGAACCCAAGGCUUACGUUCACAGCAGCACCAUGGAACCUCACUCACUUGGGCACAUAGUCCACUGCAUUAAUACACAAAUCUAAUCAGAGUUCUGAUGUCAGGGUUAUUGUGUUAGCUAUGUAAAUGUGUUAUUUAGGUGCCAAAUAAAAACACAAAACAAAACUA